GCCCGGCCUCCGGGGCUGCGGCAGCGGUGGCUGCGCCUGCGCAGAGCCGAGCGCUCUGUGGCCGGGACCGCGGUUGAGGGGGCGCGAACAGCAAAGGGGUACGAACAGCAAGUAGCCGGCGGAUGGCUUUGCGGGAUCUGGCAGGCUCGGGGCCGUGCUCCCGCGGGCCGCUGGCGGAGGCGGCGGAGGCGGCGGCGGAGGAUCGCGAGGCGCCGCCCUUGGUGGCGACUGGAGCCACGCCGGAGGAAGAUGAAGAAGAGGACGGCCGUGGCCCGGGCCUGCUGCGUUGGGAUGGCUUCUCGGCCUGGCUGCACUGCGUGUGUGUGGUGGGCUUCGACCUGGAGCUGGGCCAAGCCGUGGAGGUAAUUUAUCCUCAACAUUCCAAACUUACUGAUAGAGAAAAAACCAAUAUUUGCUAUUUGUCUUUUCCAGAUUCAAAUUCAGGUUGUCUUGGAGAUACCCAGUUUUGUUUUAGAUUUCGACAGUCUUCUGGGAGAAGGGUGUCACUGCAUUGUUUCCUGGAUCAGUUUGACAAAGAUUUACCAGUUUAUCUAAAGAAGGAUCCUGCUUAUUUUUAUGGAUAUGUAUAUUUCCGACAAGUUCGAGACAAAACUCUAAAAAGAGGCUACUUUCAGAAGUCCUUGGUUUUGAUCAGCAAACUACCUUAUAUCCAUUUUUUCCACACUGUACUCAAACAGAUAGCACCAGAGUAUUUUGAAAAGAGCAAACCUUAUUUGGAAGCAGCUUGCAAUGAUGUUGAUCGAUGGCCUGCUCCAGUGCCAGGGAAAACAUUAUACCUGCCUAUUAUGGGGGUGGUAAUGAAGGUACGGAUUCCCACAUGUCAUGACAAACCUGGGACAACUCAAAUAGUGCAGUUAACUCAGCAGGCAGACACACACAUAUCUGUUGUUUUACCUACUGUUCAUGAGGUAGAUCUUUUCAGAUGCUUCUGCCCAGUUUUCCUUCAUAGUCAGAUGCUUUGGGAGCUAGUGCUGUUGGGGGAGCCCCUUGUGGUCAUGGCACCGUCACCUUCAGAGUCCUCAGAGACCGUAUUGGCACUUGUUAACUGUAUUUCUCCAUUGAAGUACUUCAGUGAUUUCCGACCUUAUUUCACUAUUCAUGAUAGUGAAUUCAAAGAAUAUACUACCCGUACUCAAGCCCCGCCUUCAGUCAUAUUAGGAGUAACCAACCCCUUUUUUGCAAAAACACUUCAGCACUGGCCACACAUUAUUCGAAUAGGAGACCUUAAACCAGCAGGUGAAAUUCCUAAGCAGGUUAAAGUGAAGAAAUUGAAGAACCUAAAGACGCUGGAUUCUAAACCUGGAGUUUAUACUUCUUAUAAGCCAUAUCUAAGUAGAGAUGAAGAGAUCAUAAAACAAUUACAGAAGGGUGUACAACAGAAACGUCCUUCUGAGGCUCAGAGUGUUAUUCUGCGACGCUAUUUCUUGGAACUGACACAAAGUUUCAUCAUUCCAUUAGAAAGAUAUGUGGCAAGCUUGAUGCCUUUGCAGAAAAGUAUUUCUCCAUGGAAGAGUCCACCUCAAUUAAGACCAUUCCUUCCAGAAGAAUUUAUGAAAACACUUGAGAAAACAGGACCUCAGUUGACCUCUAGAAUAAAAGGCGAUUGGAUUGGACUUUACCGGCAUUUUCUAAAAUCCCCAAAUUUUGAUGGUUGGUUCAAGACCCGGCGGAAGGAAAUGACCCAGAAAUUGGAGGCACUCCAUCUAGAGGCUCUUUGUAAAGAGGAUUUACUUCUCUGGACCCAGAAACACACAGAAGUAGAAACAGUAGACCUUGUAUUGAAACUAAAAAGUAAGCUGCUGCAGGCUGAUCGAGAGCAUUUACCUGUGAAACCUGAAACCAUGGAAAAGUUACGGACACACAUAGACGCAAUUAUCUUGGCAUUGCCAGAGGACCUGCAAGGCAUACUACUCAAAACAGGCAUGACGUGAUAUCUGCCAGGAUUCUCCAGCCAAAAGGACUGUGUGUGCAUCAUGAAGUAUACUGACAUUUCAGUUGGACUCACAAAGGAGAUCUGGAGUGGAAGAUAGCUGUAAAUGCUAGCUACAGGGUGGAAAGGCUGUUCUGACUUUUUAGUGCAUUAUUUUAAAAAAAUGGAUAUCUGAAGGCAUUUCUAUAUUUUUAAUCGUGUUCUAAAGUGCUCUUAUGAGAGACCUGUGGGGCCAUCAGUAUAAGUGAUUCCAAACUGCAGUGCUGGCACUGCCAAUAUUUUUUUAAAUUGGUGCUGCUUUGCCCAAUCAUGUUCAACUCAGGGGGAUAUAAAAAUAGCAUUCACACUGGCUAUCUUCUUAAGAAGAAGGAAAAGACUGAACUGUCCGACUGUAGUUAGAAGUAAUUAAUGCUUUUGUAGUGCCUUCUGUUGUCCUACAUGUUUCACAAAACCCAGCUGCUAGUCUUGAAGCUUCUUCUUGAUUAUGAUAUGUAAUUAUGUAAGGCAUACUUUUGCAUAAUUGCUUAAAAAACAAUAUGUUUCUUGCUUCCCAUCAUGUUAUUAGUAGUGGCAUGGUAUUUUUUUUCCAAUUGUCAUGUAUGUUUCAUUUCAUUUUUAUUUUUAUUUAUUGAUUUGAGAGAGAGAGAAAGAUGGAAAGAGAAAGAAAAGAAAGAAAGAAAGAAAAAGAAAGAAAGAAAGAAAGAAAGAAAGAAAGAAAGAAAGAAGGAAAGAAGGAAAGAAAGAAGGAAGGAAGAAAGGACAGAAAGAGAGAAAAAUCCUUUUGUUGUUCCACUUACUGAUGCAUUCAUUGGUUACUUUCUUGUAUGUGCCCUGACUGGGGAUUGAACCCACAACCUUGAUAUAUCAGGACAAUGCCCUAAUCAACUGAGCUACCUGCCCAAGGCCUCUCAUUAUUUUUUAUACCAUUUUCAAAUUUAAUCAGUUUCUCUGAAGGCAAGAAGGCAUCUCAUAUUAAUUAUGGAAGAGUAAAUUCCAUUCUAACCUUUAUUAAUUGCUUCCUUUUUAAGUUAAUUAGUUUGUAUGUUUUUCAGAGACAUUUAAUUAUAAACCUCAUAAUCAGCUACUUUUUAAACUGAAAUAUUCUUAAAGACAUUCAUAAACAUUUUAUAUCACAGUCACUUGAGUGAUUAUAAGAUUUUCAGCAUUAUGUUUGUUAGGGUCCUCCCCACCCCAAAAUUAGUAUUUUUCAGAACACUUUUCCUACUGUUGUUUGACUUGGGAACUUUUGCCUGAAUCACUGUUAUAGCUAGUUUUUUGUUUCUGUUUUGUUUUUUGUUUUUUUACACUACCUUGCCAAAAAUAGAAGAUUGUGGUUUGGUUUACUCUACCAAAGGUGUUUGGUGGUUUACUCUACCGAAAGUGUUUGGUUUGUGUUAGAAGAGGAGUGUCCUACAGAAGCCACUGUUUAAAAUAGGCACAUAAGACAUUAGCACAUAUGUAAAUAGCUGCUUCUUGAAUUACCCUCCAAGUAAACAAACAAAUUUAGUUUUAUGUGUUUGUAAAAGAAAUGGCUUCAGAAGCUAUCCUUUUCUGUUAAUAUAACUCCUGGCUCAAGAAAAGCUCCUUGUGUUUGUAACUGUGGUCUAUACUCAAAUAUGCUCUUUUCUCAUGGGUAUAGUCUCUUAAAGCAUACCUCAAAGUCAGAGAAUAUGGCAUUUGAAAGAAAUGAUUUGUUUCAGAUCAUAUGAGUUAUUUUGUGAAACAGCAGUUACCCUGUGGAAAAGGGACAACUACUUUUAAAUUGCUAAAGCAUUUCAUAUCUUUUUGGGAAACCCUAUUUAGAUAUAAAUGAUCAUCUUAUUAUUUUUUCAAAAGGUAUAUUUUAAUAAUCUCACAAUUUAUAUGCACUUUGUCACUAGAAUUUAAAAGUUGUUAGUGUCAUAUCAAGGAUAUUUUAAAUUACUACAGAACGUAUCAUUUCAAGUUUGUUUAGCAUAGCUAAUGAGUAUCAAAUGAUGCCAAUUAGCAUCAUGAUUAUCUUUAUAUUUACUAUAUUUAAAUAAAACCUAACGAACAUUGAAAACCCUAACAUACUUAACCUGGUUUAUCUAUUAAUUUCAAAUUGCUUGUAAAAAUAAUUUAAAAUUGCACUGGGUAUCCAAGAAAGACUGACUGGUAACUUAAUUUUGGGGUGAUUUUCAGAGUUAUCCUCCUUCCCUACCCCUCCCCCCCCUUUUUAGGAGACAUUGUUAAGCUCUAAAACCUGCCAUUUAAUGUUUAUCUCCACCAGCAUCAGAAGAAAUCACUGCUUUCAGGGUGUUAUGUAAUGCCUAGUGCCUUCUGUUUUCAUUGAAAAAAGAGGUUUUGUGAAGGCAUUUAUGGUCAUUACUGAAAACCGAAUUAAAGGCCUUUGAUUUUAAAACACUUGAAUAUCUUGCAUUAUUUCUGAAUAAGGUUGGAAUGCUUUAAAAAAUGCACAGUAAAUGAAAUGUGCAUUAUGGGAUUCCUUUUACUUCCUAACUU
Messenger RNA from Pteronotus mesoamericanus, 4435 nucleotides. It is a transcript of the gene DENND6A, whose product is annotated as DENN domain containing 6A. NCBI's taxonomy places the organism in Eukaryota, Metazoa, Chordata, Mammalia, Chiroptera, Mormoopidae. The coding region runs from base 123 to 1952 and encodes 609 amino acids. Gene Ontology annotation, cellular component: recycling endosome. The transcript is spliced from 20 exons. Gene Ontology annotation, molecular function: guanyl-nucleotide exchange factor activity. The record is from RefSeq and is a predicted model, not a curated record.